Exophiala oligosperma is the source of this 1725-nucleotide messenger RNA. RefSeq lists its product as uncharacterized. The transcript is spliced from 2 exons. Bases 258 to 1418 code for a protein of 386 amino acids. The record is from RefSeq and is a predicted model, not a curated record. NCBI's taxonomy places the organism in Eukaryota, Fungi, Ascomycota, Eurotiomycetes, Chaetothyriales, Herpotrichiellaceae. Gene Ontology annotation, molecular function: acyltransferase activity, transferring groups other than amino-acyl groups.
CCUGUCCAGUCUUUUGCCCGCAAUUGUCAACGUGCUCUACUAAAACCCACCACUCUGCCCCUCCUCACGGUCUAUUCUUCACUUCUUUUUCCCUCUUCACGGCUUCCAGGCUCAAAUAGACUGGCUCUUUCUGUUCCUUUUCGCCUUCUAUUCUGGGGCUAACGUUACUUUUUUCAUGUCCAUCUAAUUUGAUUUUUUUCCCUUCUCCGCUGGUCGGCCAUGCCAAUUGCGGCUGGACGGCCAGCAAUUUUCAGAUCAUGGGCCGGCACCAUCAUCUGAGACUUCCUGAACACCUAUACCUUUCUCCUCCGACUCCUCCUCAACCUUCGGCGGCCAACUACUUGACUUCUGCUUCUUCAUUCUUCGCUGUAAAUAAGGCUGUGUAUUAUUCUCCUUCGGCCGCUUUAUUUCAAGAGACGGGCCGCCCAGGCGGUUUUGCUGUUGGUGAUCGUAUACCAGGCUUCAAAACUUCUGCCGCAUUCUUCAACACCUUACGAGCCAAUCUUGUCCUCGAUCCCGAUUCCACGCCGCCGUCUCUCCCAACCACUCCGGACGUUCUACGACCGACCACCAUGGCUUCUUCCGGCGGUCUCCCCCCUCCCUCACCUUCUCCCCUGGGCACGAGCAGCGAAGUCUAUGCUGAAGACGCGGUGGCCGAAUCCAAGAAUCCGUUAGAUGACAUCCCCGACUUGACCACCAGACCGGCCGUCAGCGAGGAUGACAAGGUCGAAGCCCUCCACUUGUUGGCCGAUUCGGUCGCCCAGCAGCGUCAAGUCGCGUCCAGCGCUAUCAUGUACCACCCGUUGACUCUCGGGACGUUCGUCCUCGGCUUCGGCCUGGUAUAUCAGUACUUGUACAAGGGCCAGCGGUCGGACUGGAUGUUGAUCGGCACCACGACUGCUGGAAUCCUCAUGUCCAUCCUGGUCACUAUCCGUUGGCUCACGGGCGGGUAUCUCGAAGAAGCCGAGAACGUAGGGACGUGGAAAUGGCUGAGCAAAGGCCGCGAGACCGAUGAUAGUCCGGCUGUCGGAGACGCGGACGAGAUCCUACUCACUCGAUUCGGCGACGAGGUCGUCGGCACGGUCAUCAUACGAGGCGAACGAGAAACGCCUUCAGGGGGCAGCCCCCGGAAACCACGCAGGAACGCGCCCGCGACGGGGGUGAUCCGUGGCUGGACCGUCAAGCGUCGAUACCGCCGCAAAGGGGUCGGUCAAGGUUUGCUCGAGGAGGCGGUCAAGGUGUGCCAGAUCAAGGGCUGGAACGGACCAGAGUUUGCCGCCGACCACGCCCACAGCGCACGGCCCCUGCCCGCCACGUUUUCUGGCACCUUUACCAAGAGAGAUCGCCAAGCGCGUGACAUGCUGGAAAAGGUCAAGGAAGAGAUGACGCCGACCGCGGGCAAGAGAGGGAAGAGAUGAGUCGUUCUUCCAUUUAUCUAAAUACACUGGUUGGCCUUUUGGGGGUGAGACAUCUGUCGAGAGAUCUGUCAAGACAUAUGUGACAAGGGACCCUCCGAGUGUACAGGGAACAGGGCGGUACUUUUUUUUGAUUUCCUUGCCGCGCUACUCGAUCUACAGACCAUGACCUUGGUUUUUUUGUUUGAUAUUGGAAACAGAUCCAUCAUAGAUACCCCCGACAUUUUGACGUUGUUGUUUAGUCGUUAGUAUAGUAUAGUAUCAGAGAUAUACGACCAUGGCAUGGUUUAGAUUCAAAUACCUAUCCUAC